This is a messenger RNA of Sinocyclocheilus rhinocerous, 514 nucleotides long. Its product is annotated as actin, alpha skeletal muscle-like. Lineage: Eukaryota; Metazoa; Chordata; Actinopteri; Cypriniformes; Cyprinidae. The transcript has 3 exons. The annotation marks the transcript as partial. The record is from RefSeq and is a predicted model, not a curated record.
GCAGGUAUCGUGCUGGACGCCGGUGACGGUGUGACCCACAACGUCCCCGUCUACGAGGGUUACGCUCUGCCCCACGCCAUCAUGCGUCUGGAUCUGGCCGGUCGCGAUCUGACUGACUACCUCAUGAAGAUCCUGACCGAGAGAGGCUACUCUUUCGUGACAACCGCUGAGCGUGAGAUCGUGCGCGACAUCAAGGAGAAGCUCUGCUAUGUGGCUCUGGACUUCGAGAACGAGAUGGCCACCGCCGCCUCCUCCUCCUCCCUGGAGAAGAGCUACGAGCUGCCCGACGGUCAGGUGAUCACCAUCGGUAACGAGCGCUUCCGCUGCCCCGAGACCCUCUUCCAGCCUUCCUUCAUCGGUAUGGAGUCCGCUGGUAUCCACGAGACCGCCUACAACAGCAUCAUGAAGUGCGACAUCGACAUCCGUAAGGAUCUGUACGCCAACAACGUCUUGUCCGGUGGUACCACCAUGUACCCUGGUAUUGCUGACCGCAUGCAGAAGGAGAUCACUGCUC